AUGACUCGGUUUAGCCUGACUGCUGCCGUCCUCAUUGGCCUAGGCCAUCGAGUUCUGGGUGCUCUGGAGCAAUGUGGACCAGCACAAUAUGACCCUACCAACUACGUAUGCUGGGAGAACCAAUUUCUCUGCCCCGUCACAGCCGGUGAAGGCCUAUCUUAUUGCAAUGGAGCCUGUUACAGCAAGUUCAUGUACACCUGCAACAAUAACAUCCUUAGUCUUCUCCCGCCCGCCGAGUCUGCCUUUACUCUCACCGUCUCAAACCCGGCGCUCCCCCAGCUUGACGGCAAGCCCGUCACCGCCCAAGGGCUUCGUCUGUGGCUUGGAGGAGAAACCAAGAGCUACUGCCCUUCUGUCGUCGACCCCAACUGCCCACCCGGCAACGUCACAUCGAUUGUGGCGGGCGGCUUCGGCGGAGCUGGUAUGAACACAAUGGUGCCCGGCGGUCAACAGGUCUAUCUGACGCCGGACUGGAAUGUCGGAUACACCCAAGCUCAUUCGGCAUACAUGCCGUUCGGCAGCACCUCGACUGGCUUUGCCGCCUACCAGGGCGGUGGGUUCAUCAACCUCAAUGGCAACGGUUGGGGUUGGGUCGCUUGUCCUCCGAGGGCUUCGGGUCCUGCUGGGCCCGAGUGGACUUUGUAUGGUAGAAACUCAACAAACGCCGAGAGCCUUAACUACUGCACUCCCAUCAACCUCAAGGUCACUCCUUACCCCGGCCAGGGGGCGGCUGCUUGGCAGUAUACUUAG
Molecule: messenger RNA, 750 nt
Organism: Podospora anserina S mat+
Lineage: Eukaryota; Fungi; Ascomycota; Sordariomycetes; Sordariales; Podosporaceae
Exons: 2
Coding region: 1-750 (249 amino acids)
Molecular function (GO): carbohydrate binding
Source: RefSeq, a predicted model, not a curated record